Messenger RNA from Colletotrichum scovillei, 816 nucleotides. Its product is annotated as short-chain dehydrogenase. The record is from RefSeq and is a predicted model, not a curated record. The transcript is spliced from 5 exons. NCBI's taxonomy places the organism in Eukaryota, Fungi, Ascomycota, Sordariomycetes, Glomerellales, Glomerellaceae. The coding region runs from base 1 to 816 and encodes 271 amino acids. Gene Ontology annotation, molecular function: oxidoreductase activity, acting on the CH-OH group of donors, NAD or NADP as acceptor.
AUGCAUGUAAAUCUGCAUCAUGCCAGAAAUGACAACUUGAAGCAGUUUGAAUUUCUUCGGCAGUUGUCCGCCGAUGCAAACAAUAUCGUCAUUGGGGUCGUCCGAAAUGCCGAGGCUACUAAGCAGAAGGUGGACGCCGAGCUGCAGCGGAAGAACAUCCACGUCCUACAAGCUGACCUUGACGACUUCGAUGCGAUAAAGACAGCCGUGAAUGCUGCAUCGGAAAUCACUGGUGGAAGUAUCGACUAUGUCAUUGCAAACGCGGCCUUCAUCUCAACCUGGUCAUCUUAUGACGGCAUCAGCGUUCUGGGAGAGAAACCGAAGCGGCUAGAACAGGACUUAGUCGACUCGUUCCGUACGAACGUCGUCGGCAAUGUUCAUCUCUUCAAUCUCGCACUUCCACUCGUCCUGAGAGGUCAUGCGAAGAAAGUAGUCACAGUCUCAUCCGGUAUGGCUGAUUUGGACUUCAUAUCCAAAUCCGGCAUCGAGGUCGGAGCCCCUUACUCGAUCAGCAAAGCAGCUCUGAAUACAGCUGUGGCCAAAUUCAGUGCGGAACAUUCCCAUCAAGGCAUUCUUUUCUUCAGCAUUUCGCCCGGAGUGAUCGACACGGGGCUGUACGACAACGCUACAGAGGAAGAAAAGGAGAAGGGAAUGGCCAUGCUUGGCAAGAUGGCAAAGUACGCACCACAUUUCGCCGGCCCGACUACCGCAGAGUCUUCGGUGAAGGAUAUGCUGUCAGUCAUAUACAAAGCCAGCAUUGAGACUGGGUUUGGAGGGUCGUUCGUAUCCCACCACGGAAAUAAAGAAUGGAUUUGA